Molecule: messenger RNA, 1518 nt
Organism: Capsella rubella
Lineage: Eukaryota; Viridiplantae; Streptophyta; Magnoliopsida; Brassicales; Brassicaceae
Exons: 3
Coding region: 1-1518 (505 amino acids)
Source: RefSeq, a predicted model, not a curated record
AUGGAAGACCCCCUGGAUCACCUUGAUGAGUUUGAUCGUCUCUGCAGUCUCACCAAGAUCAAUGGGGUCAGUGAGGACGGUUUCAAGCUACGUCUCUUUCCAUUCUCUUUGGGUGACAAAGCUCAUCAAUGGGAGAAAACUCUUCCUCCAGGAUCUAUCACUUCCUGGGAUCAAUGCAAGCAGUCGUUUCUUGCCAAGUUUUUCUCCAACUCUAGAACUGCACGUCUGCGCAAUGAGAUCUCUGGGUUCACUCAGAAGAAUGGUGAAACGCUUUGUGAAGCCUGGGAACGCUUCAAAAGUUAUCAGUCUCAGUGUCCCCACCAUGGUUUCACCAAGGAGUCUCUCCUCAGUACUCUUUACCGGGGUGUUCUCCCAAAGAUCCGGAUGUUGCUUGACACUGCCAGCAAUGGCAACUUUCUGAACAAGGACGUUGACGAAGGUUGGGAGCUUGUUGAAAACCUAUCCCAAUCUGAUGGCAACUACAAUGACGAUUAUGAUAGAACCAUCAGGGCAAGCACAGAUCUUGAUGAGAAGUACAAGAAGGAGAUGAAGGUUGUGAAUGACAAGUUGGACAAGCUAUUGAUGAGCCAGCAGAGGAACAUCCAUUACGUCUCUGAAGACGACCCUUUCCAGACUCUGAAUGGGGAGGGAGAACAAUCUGAGGAGAUAAGCUAUGUCCAGAACCAAGGUGGAUACAAUAAGGGAUACAAUCCUUAUAAGCAGAAUCCAAAUCUGUCCUAUCGGAGCACCAAUGUUGCAAACCCCCAGGAUCAGCAAGGUUACCAACCUCCAGCAGGACCACCACCAGGAUUCCAACCUCAACAUGCUCCGCCUCCUCAGGCACCAGAUCAAGACAUGAAAAACAUGCUUCAGCAACUCCUACAGGGACAAGCAAGUGGCUCCAUGGACAAUGCUAAGAAGUUUGCUGAGCUGACUCAGAGAUUGGACUGCUCAUACAAUGAUCUGAACAUGAAGAUUGAGACUCUGAAUUCCAAGAUCAAGUAUAUGGAGGGUAAAACUGCUUCUACUUCUGCCCCAAAGCCGGGUCAACUCCCAGGAAAAGCUGUUCAGAAUCCUAAGGAGUUUGCUCAUGCCAUCACGCUGAGGAGCGGUAAAAACUUGCCUCCCAGACAAGGACCUGUUGUAGUCACUGAGGACAGUGAAGACUUGGAAGGGGAGGAUGUAUGUCAGAAUGAAGAUCCGGUUGUUCCUUUGGAAGAAUCAGGAGUCGUACCUGAAGAAGUUCCUCAACCUGCUGAGAAACAUGCUGAAACACCUGCAGCAUCCAAGGAUAAGCCUGCGCGAUACGUUCCCCCACCAUACAAACCACCUCUACCAUUUCCAGGACGAUUCAAAAAGCAGCAAGCUGAGAAGUAUAAGGCUUUAUUUGAAAAGCAAUUGAGAGAGAUUGAGUUGAGAAUGCCAUUGCUGGAUGCAUUCGCACUUGUCCCUCCUUAUCAGAAGUUCCUCAAAGAUUUGUGCCAUUAUCCAGAAGAAGAUCACUCCCUUGAAGCUUAA